ACCCAGUUAAUCUGUGGUUAUCGGCAGGCAAAAAGGGAACAGAUAAAAGAUGGAGAAAUCACGAAGGCUGAUGAUGGCUGUGGCGAGUCUGCUGUGUUGUGCGGUGCUGUGCAACGGUUCCGAGUCGCCACAGUACGUGGUGGUGCACUCGGAAUCGGAUUUCGAGAUCAGGUUCUACCGAGACUCCACCUGGAUGUCCGCCCGUGUCCUUGAUCUCUCCUUCCAGAAAGCUACCUUAUUUGGCUUCCACAGGUUGUUCCAGUUCACCGAAGGAGCCAACCUGAAUUUCUCUCGGCUUCCAAUGACGGUUCCGGUGGUGACAAGUGUAGUUCCAGGAGCAGGGCCGCUUCACUCGUCAGCCUAUUACGUCCGGCUCUACCUGCCCACAAAGUUCCAGGACAGCCCACCCGUUCCCCUCCCUGAACUGAAAUUGGAGCCCUACACAUGGGACAGUCACUGUGUAGCCGUGAGGAAGUUCUCCGGAUUUGCCACGGAUGAUACCAUAUUAAAGGAGGCGGAGACACUGGGCAACAGCUUGAGCAAGACUCCCUGGGCAAACUCCACUUCUUACACUGACUAUGCCUACUCCAUUGCUCAGUAUGAUCCUCCAUUCCGCUUCAUUAGCCGGGUUAACGAGGUAUGGGUCGAUAUUGAUGCCUCUGGAACUGGAUUAGAUAUGUGCAAUUCCACUAAAAUAGCUUCAUACUGAAAGUACUGCAUAAUCAAUUGGUGAUGAAUCCUUCCUGAAGGAACUCAUGUAUCCUAUGUUUUCCUUAUGUACAUUUAAAUACUCAUAUAUGGAUCUCAUAGUAUCCCAGUAUCCCCAUCUACGAUCCAUGUACAUGUAAAUACCCAAAAUAAAAGAAUUGUGAAAUGGGUCUCGAUAUCUAUGUACUGUAUGAUAGAUAUAUCAUAUAUUUUAUGAUAAAUCAGUGUAAUUAUA
This is a messenger RNA of Rubroshorea leprosula, 943 nucleotides long. The record is from the annotation of a GenBank genome assembly. NCBI's taxonomy places the organism in Eukaryota, Viridiplantae, Streptophyta, Magnoliopsida, Malvales, Dipterocarpaceae.